CGAUAACUUCCUUGAAACUAUCACGUUUUAAUUCUAUCAUCUAAAAGUAAUAAUCUGUUAAUCCAAGCACAAUCUUUUCACCGCAUUCAGUAUAUGACAAUUGUACAACAAUUAACAAUAAAGAUAUACCAUGGUUAGCUGUGUUUACUUAUGAGACAGCACAGUGAAAAGAUUACUUGAAGGAUCCUUACAACACACUGGUACAUGUCCGCCAUGUUUACAGACAGUUAUGAAGGAGACACAGAUCAACGAACUAGUCAGAUGACUGAAAAGGGAACUCUGUUCCACCAGGAACAAAAGGACACUCACAUAAAAAGGGCAAAAGUGUCAGGUUUCAUGUUAUCAAAUUGUAUGAACAAUCUUAAUACACUACCAAAGUCUUUGUCAGCAUUACAAAGUGCAGAAACAGAUUUAGACACUGUGUACAAAAGAUAUGACAAAAAUGCAAAUGAGUACAUUGAUUUUCUGUCACGUUCAAGAGAUUCAGAAGCCCAAAACGAAUUGGAAUCAUACUGGGUGAUAAUGACUGAUGUUAAAAACAAAUACAGUAUAUUAAUGGACAAAAUUCAGUUUGCAAAGGAAUCCGUUGAAACAAAAUCAGUUAAAUCGCACACGUCACAAAGAUCAGACAGAACUCGUUCGUCAGCAUCUGGGAGUCGUACAGUUGGGCUAAGAGCCAAAGCAGAAUCUGAAAAAUAUAGCUCAAAUAUGUUGAAAGAGAAGUGGCAUUGAAAAAAGAACAAUUUGAAAAAUCCUUACAGCUAGAAAUUCUUGAACAACAAAAAAAUGCAGCAGCGGCUGAUGUAGAAGCAACUUAUCUAGAGAUACAUUCUCAAGGCGGAUCUGAACAUGAUGGGUCUGAAAUCUUACCUAAAGAGGAAAUUGGUGCGUUCGAAAGAACUUUAAACUAUCUAGAUGGAUUGGGCUCUACUUCUCCACACGACAAACCUCUAUCAGCUGAAGCAAAAUUGUUUUUACCUGCAGUCACGCCAGACUAUUUUCAAAAAGAUAUUACUGCUUCUACACCAAUAGUACAGAACAUUGUUCACACUAUUCCUAAACAAACAACUACUGCAAAACCAACAAUGCCAGUCCAAGGGCCAACCACUUUAAUCUCAGCUUCACACAAUAGCGCUACUGCAGAAACACAAUUUACA
Molecule: messenger RNA, 1157 nt
Organism: Mytilus trossulus (common blue mussel)
Lineage: Eukaryota; Metazoa; Mollusca; Bivalvia; Mytilida; Mytilidae
Exons: 2
Coding region: 205-732 (175 amino acids)
Source: RefSeq, a predicted model, not a curated record